GCUUAAGCGCUCUCAGUGGUGCGCAACAACGCGUGUACUUCAUCACAUACGAAUUGUGCAGUGACUUUGUAUAUUCCCCGACUUGGGGAAGGAUACAGACAUUACGAUGAACGUCCACGGAUUUACGUUCGUGGCGUCCAUCAUUGCGUUGACGUCUUAUACAUCGGCGCAAUACUUUUCAAAUGAUCGAACUGGUCUCUAUGGACGAAGUGAUACUCUGGGGUAUAACGCUAACUACAGGCCACCUCAUUCUCCCCAACCCACCGCGUUGAACACAUAUUCAUCAGGAUCGCAAAGAAAUUACAUGCCAAAUAUUUCUCCAUACGCUGCUAGUCCGUAUAGAAGAAGUAGGCCACCCAAUACCAAUUUCGAUAUUUUCGAAGCACCGGGAAGCGCAUUGGGUCCGAAAAACGACACGGAACGAUGUAUCCCGAAAUGUUUUGCGGAAAAGGGCAGUCGGGGUCCUCCAGGUACUCAAGGUCGGCCAGGAGAAAAAGGGUUACGAGGUUACCAAGGAGGUGAAGGUAUUAUGGGACCGAAAGGAAGCAAAGGUGAACCUGGAUUGAUUGGGCCAAGAGGACCUCAAGGUGAACGAGGAAAAAGUGGUGUUCCGGGAUACCCGGGUGUACAUGGAAUACCUGGAGUAAUGGGUCCCCCUGGGGAACCAGGUAUUCCUGGAUUAGAUGGUUGUAAUGGCACGGAUGGAUAUCCUGGUGAAAAAGGAGACUCCGGUGUUCCUGGUCCUAGAGGAAUGCCUGGAUUCCCUGGCUCAAAGGGAGACAAAGGAGAAGCGGCUCAUUGUGAAAUAUCACUCAAGGGACAAAAAGGUGAACCUGGUCGUGAUGGAGUGCAUGGGUUAACUGGACCGCCUGGGCCAACGGGUCCUGAUGGAAGGCAAGGGCCUAUGGGGGACAAAGGCGAAAGAGGAUACCCUGGUAAUGCUGGCGCUAAAGGAAGCACUGGUAUUCCUGGAUUAGGUUAUAGUGGUGAUCCAGGUCAAAAAGGUGAAAAAGGUGAACCUGGACCAAGAGGAAUCUCCUAUGAAAAUCAAUCAUAUAAUACCACUCAAAUUAUAAAAGGAUCGCCUGGUGAAAAGGGAGAAAGAGGUCCACAAGGAGUACGAGGUCGUGAUGGACCGAAAGGUGAUACAGGUUACCCAGGCGACCAAGGACAAAAAGGAAGCUUUGGUGGAAAAGGCGAAAAAGGUUUACCAGGAUCACCUGGCCCUCGAGGUCGCGAUGGUUAUCCAGGCCCUCCAGGUCCCGCAGGGCAAAAAGGAGAUAGAGGUUCAGAUGGUAUCCCUGGAUUAUCUGGAAGGCCAGGUGCAAAAGGAGAACCAGGUAGAGAUGGCGACAAAGGCGAGUCUGGUUUGGUUGGUCCACCUGGACCAGGAUGCGGAAAAGGUACUCCAGGUCUACCGGGAGCUAUAGGACCUAUGGGAUACCCUGGUUUACCAGGACCAAAAGGUGAAGAUGGUAUUGAUGGUCCAAUGGGAGAAAAAGGUCCAAGUGGUCCCCCAGGUGGACAAGGUAUACCAGGAAGACCAGGACAUGAAGGACCACCUGGUGAAAAAGGAGAUAAAGGAGAAUCGGGAACAGUCGGAUUUCCUGGAAUGAUUGGUCAACCAGGUCUUCCGGGACUUAAAGGAUCUAUGGGAGAAAAGGGUGAACCAGGCCCAGCUGGCCUUUCAAUUAAAGGCGCAAAAGGAUUUGACGGUAUGCCAGGCCUAGAUGGAGAGAAGGGUCAAAAAGGUGAACGGGGAUUCGCAGGUUCACGAGGUGCUCCUGGAGAUAACACCGCUGGUAUUCCGGGUCCUACAGGGCCACCUGGAAAUAAAGGAGAUAAAGGAGAAGCUGGUCGACCUGGAGUUCCUGGUGCAUAUGGAUUGCAAGGUGAAAAGGGCGAUAUCGGUGGAAGAUGUCAAGCUUGUUUCCCAGGCAGAAAUGGAAGCAAAGGAGACAGAGGAAGAGACGGAAUUCCCGGACAACCAGGUGAAAGAGGUGUUCCAGGAACCCCGGGAAUCAAAGGAGAAGUUGGAGAAGAUGGAAUUUUGGGUCCAGUUGGAGUACCGGGUGAUCGUGGGUUAGAUGGUAUUAGCGGAGCACCAGGACCUCAAGGUCCUCCAGGACAAGAUGCGUUAAUUCCUCUUAGCUUAAUUAAAGGAGAAAAGGGCGAUAAAGGUGCACGAGGUGAUACUGGAAGGGAUGGUCCUAAAGGAGAUAUUGGUCCAACCGGAAUGCCAGGUAUACCAGGAUUGCAGGGAUUACCUGGUGAAAAAGGAGAACCGGGAUAUAGAGGUUUUCCUGGUAUUGACGGGCAAGAUGGGACACCUGGAUUUAAUGGAGAAAAAGGACAAAAGGGAGAAAGUUUAAAAGGAGAACCUGGUCCAAGAGGUUAUCCGGGUAGGAACGGCACAAAAGGUGACACUGGCCCUCAAGGAAUAAGAGGCGAUAAUUGUAACAUGGCUGAAAACAUCAUACUAUCAAAGAAAGGUGAACGUGGACCAACCGGCGAUAAGGGUGACACUGGCUUACAAGGAAUAAAUGGUGCACCAGGAGAAAAAGGAGACCGUGGAUUAACAGGUUUGCCAGGAGAACAGGGACCGCAUGGACUACCUGGUUCUGUAGGACCACGCGGUUUGCCUGGUCCUCGCGGAUAUAAAGGAGAACCUGGUCAAUUAGGAUUCCCAGGAGAUAAGGGAAUAUCCGGUGAAAGAGGAUGGCCCGGUGAUUCCGGACGAAAGGGAGAUAAAGGUGAAGCUGGUAUUCCAGGUAUAGGCCCCCAAGGACCUCAAGGACCGCCAGGAAUUUCCGGAGAAAAAGGAUUACGUGGCCCUCCUGGUAAACCAGGGCAACCUGGAUCGCCUGGUCUUCCAGGCCUGGAAGGCGAAAAAGGUGAUAUCGGAGUAGCUGGGUUAUCUGGACUUCCAGGCAGUUUAGGCGAAAAAGGAGAACCCGGUCCUAAAGGUCCAAUGGGUAUACCAGGUCCACCAGGACAACCUGGUCUUGACGGACCUAAAGGUGAACCAGGAUUGAAGGGAGAAACCGGUCGAGUAGGAAUGCCAGGGUUCCCAGGUAUGAAAGGAGCUGCUGGAAUUAAAGGAAAUGAAGGGCCUAAAGGCUUUCCGGGUAUGCGAGGACAACCAGGGACACCAGGUCAACCAGGGAUGGAUGGAAAACCGGGACUUACCGGGGAAAAAGGCGAAAGAGGUCUUCCUGGGCCAUUUGGAGUUCCAGGUCAACCAGGACCGCAAGGUGUGGUUGGUUUACCGGGUUCUAAGGGAGAUACAGGUCCAGUGGGUGUCCCUGGAGUACCAGGUCUAAUGGGUCCAGCAGGUGUGAAAGGAGAAAGAGGACUGGUUGGUAUAGAAGGUCUAAAAGGAGAACCAGGAGAUGUAUCGGAGAAAGGUCAAAAAGGUGAACCUGGAUUACCAGGUAUUCGAGGUCCUGAAGGAAAACCUGGAGGACAUGGCUUACAAGGUCCAAAGGGUGAUAAAGGAUUUCCAGGAAUCGGUACACCCGGUCCAAGAGGUCCGAAAGGAGAACCAGGCUUACCAGGACUUGAUGGAUUACCGGGGACUAAAGGAUUUAAAGGAGAAAUGGGACCUUUUGGUUUACCAGGACAUAAAGGUGAACGAGGAAAUCCGGGACAAAUGGGAUUACCUGGAAUGGAUGGUAGAGAUGGUUUACCUGGUGAAAAAGGAGAGCCAGGUCCAUACGGUAUUCAAGGACUAACUGGGGAGAAGGGCGAUGCUGGGCAUCCAGGUGCUUACGGAUUACAAGGACUGAAGGGAGAGAGGGGAUUCCCUGGUGAUAUAGGACCCAUAGGUUUAAUAGGAGAGAAAGGUGAUAUGGGUGAACGAGGUCCUCCAGGUCCAGCAAUAGCAGUAAAAGGAGAGAAAGGUGAACCUGGAAUGAACGGUUUACCCGGACUGAAAGGAAAUAAAGGAGAUCGGGGUCUAGAAGGCAUAAAUGGAGCGUCAGGAGAAAAAGGUGACAGAGGAAUGGAAGGUGAUCGAGGAGCUAUAGGAGCUAUUGGCUCAAGCGGUGAAAAAGGUGACAGAGGUCACACUGGAGCACCUGGAUCUCCUGGAUUAACAAUCAAAGGUGAAAAAGGUCUUCCUGGACUACCCGGAAAACAUGGUAGAAAUGGAAUUCCAGGACUGCAAGGAGAAAAAGGAGAGAAAGGUCUUGUUGGUUUAAUUGGUAUACCAGGAGAAAGAGGUUUUCCUGGUCCUAUUGGACCGUCUGGAGAGAAAGGAGAUAGAGGUUUCCAAGGAACACCAGGUCUUCCAGGUAGAGAUGGGCAACCAGGACUAACAGGACACAUAGGAGCUCCUGGAAUUCCGGGAGAUAAAGGAGAUCGUGGACCACCAGGACUGCUUGGCGCCCCUGGACAGAAAGGAGAUCGAGGUGACACCGGAUUAAUUGGUGCUGUUGGUAUUCGAGGAGAAAAGGGCGACCGAGGUUUUACUGGCCCACCUGGACUUGAAGGACCUGUAGGACCACGAGGCGAGAAGGGUUAUCCUGGACCUCCUGGACUACAAGGAUUAAUUGGGUUGAAAGGAGACAAAGGAGAACAAGGAGAACGAGGUUUGGAUGGAUUACCGGGACUCGAAGGUCGUAAAGGAGAUACAGGUCCACAAGGCCCACCUGGUCGCCCUGGAGAGCCGGGGUUGGAAGGUGAAAUUGGUCCUCAUGGAUUAAAGGGUGAUCAAGGACCACCUGGUAUUGAUGGAUACCCGGGUAGUGCAGGAAAUCCUGGAUCGAAAGGCGACAGAGGUUUGGACGGUUACCCGGGACAACAAGGAAAAGUUGGUCCUCCUGGACAACCUGGUUUCCCUGGUAAACCAUGUGAACAUGUACCGGAUUAUCUUACGGGUACAUUAGUGGUCAAACACAGUCAAUCAGAUAAAAUUCCACGAUGCGAGGACGGUCAUGUGAAACUUUGGGAAGGAUAUUCACUCUUAUUUGUUGAAGGCAACGAAAAAGCUCAUUCCCAAGAUCUAGGUCACGCGGGAUCUUGUGUCAAAAAAUUCUCAACUAUGCCAUUCCUAUUUUGCGAUUUCUCUAAUGUUUGUUAUUACGCCAGUCGAAAUGAUCGAUCGUAUUGGUUAUCAACUAAUACGCCUAUUCCAAUGAUGCCCCAAGACGGAGAACAAAUUAAGUCACACAUUUCAAGAUGUGUUGUCUGUGAGGCACCUGCCAACGUCAUUGCCGUACAUAGUCAAAGUAUAGGGCUGCCCGAUUGUCCGGUUGGGUGGAGUAGUCUUUGGAUUGGUUACAGUUUUAUUAUGCAUACAGCUGCCGGUGCAGAGGGUGGCGGACAAUCGUUAUCCAGUCCGGGAUCUUGUUUAGAAGAUUUCAGAACAUCACCGUUUAUCGAAUGUAAUGGCGCACAAGGAACAUGUCAUUACUUUGCAAACAAAUUGAGUUUCUGGUUGGCCACAAUCGAAGAGGAUCAACAAUUCCAAACACCACAAAGGCAAACGCUAAAAGCGGGCAACGUAAGAGACAGAGUAGGCAGAUGUCAAGUUUGUAUGAGAAAUUCAUAAUUCAGGAGCAUCUAAUAUCUGUUUUUAGUAAUAAUAAUACACACAGUAUCACUUCAUUAACUAUAGGUGGUGUACAGUGAUAAAGCUAUUUCAUCUUGCUGUGUUCAAAUAUUGAGUGUUCCUUCACGUUUGUUGGUGCUUAGUAUCCGAUGUGAUAAAGAUUGUUCAGAAGGGUUGCUAGGCAUCACCGACAAUGUAUUUUUUAAAGAAAUAUUGUAUAAAAUUAGCUUUUUAUAUAACUAAUACUGCCGUGCCAUGUCUAUUUACUGUUACAAAUAAAAGCAUGUAAAAAAUGUAAAAUAUAGUGAUAAGUCGUACUACUUACUAUUCACUUUAUCCCCUUUUACAAUUUCAAAAAAAACACUUUUGCCAUAUUAAUAAAUUUAUUAGUAGCUACUAUAACCGACUUCUUAAAAAAAAGUGCUGUUAGUAGCUACCAGUAAUUUCUUUAAUAGGGCACUUUAUUAUUAUUAUUAUUUUAAUUUUUAUGCGGUUACAUUUGUUUGUUUAUAAGUGGUUUAUUCGAAUAAUAAAUAAGGAAAGUAAUUUUUGUAAUAAAUGGUGCUAUAAUAUUCGUAAUUUAAUUUUUAUUUGAUACUUAAGUGGUUUGGUCAAACAAUUUUGGCGUGUAUAAACUUAAAUGUUUCUUUUUCCGUAAAUCAAUUCUUUUCAAAAUUUAUUUCUAGUCAGAAUUUUCUUUCUCUACAGUCAACUUUCAUUUCUUUAUUUAGCCUUAUAUUCGUUUUACAACAAAUCAUUAACAUUUAUAUUAAAACACUGCCAAUGUAAAAUAAAUAGGUCCAGCUUUAAA
Molecule: messenger RNA, 6365 nt
Organism: Onthophagus taurus
Lineage: Eukaryota; Metazoa; Arthropoda; Insecta; Coleoptera; Scarabaeidae
Gene: Col4a1
Product: Collagen type IV alpha 1
Cellular component (GO): collagen trimer; extracellular matrix
Molecular function (GO): extracellular matrix structural constituent
Source: RefSeq, a predicted model, not a curated record